Molecule: messenger RNA, 2168 nt
Organism: Microplitis mediator
Lineage: Eukaryota; Metazoa; Arthropoda; Insecta; Hymenoptera; Braconidae
Product: ankyrin repeat domain-containing protein 49-like
Exons: 3
Coding region: 262-774 (170 amino acids)
Biological process (GO): protein localization to ciliary inversin compartment
Cellular component (GO): ciliary inversin compartment
Molecular function (GO): protein binding
Source: RefSeq, a predicted model, not a curated record
GUAUCAAGUCAAUAAUUAUGCACACCGGCUUGAUAAUUUUCAAUUUUAUAAAUAAAUUUUUGAAUUUAAAAAUGUGUUGAGUUUCUACGAUAAAAAAUUUAAUAUUAAAAUUUUUUGACUCGAAAAAUAAACCGCCAGGCGCUGCCACCUGGUGGGUUUAUUUCAAACUUGCUGGCUAUUUUAUUCAACUGAAAAUUUCGGUGGUUCAACAAAAAUAUUUACAUGUGAUCGUUGCUGUCAGUGAUAAUUAAAUAAUAAAAAAUGUCUUCAGACGAAGAAAAUGAUGAAAUUCAAGAUCCCGAGAAGAUUAGAGAUAAAAUUUUAAAAAUGCAUCAAGGUGAAAGAAUGCAAGCAAGCGCCUGGGAUGAUGACAACACUGGAGUUGAAUCCCGGCGUAAUCCUGAAGAUCCUGACUCCCUAGCAAUUCUGAAGGCUGCAGCAAACGGCAACAUUGGACGAGUAGUUAAACUUGUAGAAGAAAAUCCAACGUUGGUCCAUGUCACUGAUAAGGAUGGCUACACUCCGCUUCACAGAGCCUGCUACAGAAACUACACGUCAAUUGUUAAGUAUUUGCUGUUGAAAGGAGCUAAGAUUAACGCUAGAACUAUUGACGGAUGGGAGCCUAUGCACUCAGCAUGCCACCACGUCGAGAGUAUUAAAAUUCUGAUUGCUUUCGGAGCCGAUGUAAAUGCUAAGAACAACGAUGAUCAGAAUGCACUGCACUUGGCCUGUGGCGCUCCCCACCCACCCAGUUUAGAAAAUUUUACAUACUAGCUCUAAGAGUUCGAAAACAUUAGUACAAAUACAUUUUCGAGCUCUUCGAGCUUAUUAGCAUAAUAAUUUAUUUUAAUAAAAAUAUUUUUAUUUUUUGGAAUAAUUGAAAAUAUUUGAUAAUAUUUUUGAUUUAUCAUUUUAAUCGUAAAAACAUAUUUAUUAUAAUAAUGACAAAACUAUAAUAAUAGUAAUAAUUUUUAAGAAAUUAUUCAAUGUAUAUAAAUGUAUAAUUCUAUGCGGAUGACCUAGUUAUUUAUUUAAAAUGUAGAUUAGGAGAUAUUUCACAUUAUAAUAUUAAUAUUCUCAAUACUGAAAUUAAAGAAAUACAGCUAUGAUGUUUAAAAAAUGGAUUAAAAUUAAAUGCGGAUAGGACAAAAGUUGUUAUCCUUGGUACCACACAAAAGUUAAAUAAUGAUCGCUGUAAAUUUGCUCCAAAAAUAUUGGUAGAUGGUAACGAGAUAGAGUUUUCUGAAUCAGUUAAAUACUUAGGCGUCAUCCAUGGAGAAUAGAGACUCUCUAUUCUCCAUGGCGUUAUCUUAGACAAUACACUAUCUUGGUCAAAGCAAGUUGUAGAAGUUUGUAAACGGAGUAUGAGGACACUUGUCCAACUUAAAAUGAAUGGCGAUGUAUUUAAUUUAAAAACAAAAAAAAACUUGUCACUACGCUUAUAUUCCCCAUAUUUGAUUAUUGCGCUACUAUAUAUACAGAUAUAACGAGUGAACAGCAACUAAAGCUUCAAAGGAAACUUAAUGCUUGUGUCCGCUAUAUUUUUAAAAUAUCAAAAUAUGAGCAUGUUACAGCAUAUUAUAAUAAUCUACGAUCGCUAACUUUGAAAUUAAAGCGGGAGUUUUUUCUUUGUUGUCUAGUUUAUAAAAUAUUGUAUUUUAAUAAAAAAAGACUGCUUUCAAACAAUUUUUGUGUGCCAGAGCCUCGUUUUCGAAGAGGCGAUAUCCGUCGUGAUUAUUUAGUAUUACCAAACUGUCACAGCAUGAAACAUGACAAAUCGUUCUUAAUGAGCGCAAUUAGAAUAUGGAAUGAGUUACCUAGUGCUUGUACGCAACAGGCCACAUUUAACGAAUUUAGGAAAACGUGUUAUGAUUAUUUCUUGAAUAAGAUGAUUACAAAUGAAUGAAUGAAUGAAUUAAUUGAUUAAUAAAUUAAUGAUGAAUGAACUGAAAUGAAAUAAAAUGAAAUGAUAUACUAACCAAAUUAUUGUUAUACAUAUAUUAUUAAAAUAUUGUAUUUUUAUGUCGUUUGUUUAACAGAUAUAUACUAUCAUGUAAAACUAUGUAUUUUGGAUGGCCGCAAGAAGUCAUGACUCUAUGGCCAAUUAAAUAAAUGAACAAUAAUAUAUAAUAAUAAAUAUAUAUUUUUUUGAUCGGUUAUAAUUUUUG